CCAGUACCACAGAACACAUGAUGAAGCAGGACAUUUGGACUUUCGUGUUGUUUUGGUUAAUACCACUGACCACCGGACAAGAUGUCACGGUGACCUGUGUCAAUUCCAGCGACUGCAUGCUGCCCUGUACAUCACCUUAUCGUGACAUCAUCCACUGGUACAAAGAGGGCAAAGAGAACUCCGUCCAUACCUUCUAUGAUCGAGCAGAUCAUCUGGAAUACCAGGAUAAGGACUUUAAAGGACGUACAUCUCUGUUCAUAGAUCAGAUCUCUCAGGGAAAUGUCUCACUGCUGCUGCGGACGAGAUGGAUUGAAGAUGAAGGCAGAUACAAGUGUUACACCGCAACAAGCACUGAGAACAAGGAACAGUUUGUCUUUCUAAAAGUCAAAGUGCCAGUUAAAUCGGUGGAUAUAAAAACAACAAGUGAUGGAAUUUCCUGCAGCACAGAAAAUGUUUACCCAAAACCCAAAGUCUCCUGGUACAGGGAUGGCAAACCAGAAGAUAAGUUUCAUUCGAAUCAACAUAACGAGUCGAAUCAACAUAACAAGCAUCUGUUCUCAGUGAGUAGUGUUCUCCCUCAGGCUGUCAAAGAAAACAUCACAUACGGCUGCUCUAUCAGCCUCGGGGAUGAGACACAGAGUUACACCGCAAGCCUGAGAAAAGAGAACGUUGUCAUCUGUCCAGGAAAGGACGCCACUAUUCACUGUACUGUUGAUGAGGAAAACAAUGGAAAGAGCAUCAUCACCCUGACAUUCGGUGAGUUUUCUAUCAAUCUGAAUUACAGCCAAAUGUCCCAGCUCCAUUACACCACAGAGCAGUGGAGAGGAAAAACAUUACAGCUUGCACAUGACGGGACCAUCACAAUCCACAACCUGGAGAACGAGGAUGCCGGAAUCUAUACAUGUGUGAGAGUAACUGCACAGUCCAAACAGGUGGUGCUCACCUCAGUGCAAAUUAGUUCAGCUAACCGACAUACUCUUGUGGUUGUGGUUACUAUCGCUGUCAUCAUCGCCAUAACUGUCGUCAUCGCAGCUGCUAUAUGCUGGCAAAAAUGUAGAAACCGUGACCCCCAGGAAGUGCAGGAGGAAUACAACCAGCCUUUGAAAAAAUUAGUAGAUGGAAGAAGACAAUGACAAAGACUUUGCCACAUAUACUGUACAUUACACUGAAACUCUCUACACACAUCUCAGCUUGCUAGGAAUUUGGGGUCAGAGUGCAGGGUCAGCUACGCUACAGCACCCCCUGGAGCACAGAGGGUUAAAGGCCUUGUUCAAGUUUUUAACAGUGGCAGCUUUGUGGUGCAUUGAACCUGCAACCUUCUGAACAGUAACCCACUGAGACACCACUACUCACUGAAUGAACUGGACAAGACCUAAUACAAUUCCUGGAAAUUUAUCGGGUCAGAUUUUGUGUAACAGAAUCUGAUACAUUACCAGGAAAAGUACACUGACACCUCCUGAGACCAGAUUUAAUUAACUAACUAGCUAUAUUAUUUGCAGGCGGCGCAGUGGUUAGCACUGUCGCCUCACAGGAAGAAGAUUCUGGGUUUGAACCUUGUGGUUGACAGGGGUCUUUCCGUGUGGAGUUCACAUGUUCUUCUCGUGGCUGUGUGAGUUUCCUCCAGGUGCUCCAGUUUCCUCCCACAGUCCAAAGAUAUGCAGAUUUGGUAAACUGGCUCCUCUAAAUCCCCCAGAGGUGUGAAUGUGAGUGUGAUGGUUGUUCAUUUCGAUAGACUGGUGACCUGCCCAGCGUGAACCCAGCCUCUCACUUGAAGUCAGCUGGGAUUGGCUUCAGUUUACCCCUCAACCCUGGCUGAUAAAUGCGAUGGAUGAAGUUUAGACUAUAGAACCUCAAAAUACAUUUAAAUGUAAUUAAUUAAAGUGUAAAAGUUUACAUCUGAAUUUACACAUACUGACCAAGUAUGAGUUGGGUCAUAUAAACACCAAAGAUAAACUCUAUUCAGACUGAAUCUGUCUAAAUUCGGAGAUUUUGAUUUCUGUAUUGCAAUCGGCUUUCGCUUGAGGUAAUUUUAAAUACAUUUUAAAUACGUUUUUAAGCUCAGCUGUAAUGUGCUAUAAUGAAGAAACUCCUCUGAAGCGGUAGAAUGAAGGAGCCAUAUGUCUCUAAUCUGAAAAUAUCGAUCUGAUUAUUUUAU
This is a messenger RNA of Neoarius graeffei (lesser salmon catfish), 2155 nucleotides long. It is a transcript of the gene hhla2b.2, whose product is annotated as HERV-H LTR-associating 2b, tandem duplicate 2. The transcript has 5 exons. Gene Ontology annotation, cellular component: external side of plasma membrane. The coding region runs from base 18 to 1133 and encodes 371 amino acids. The record is from RefSeq and is a predicted model, not a curated record. NCBI's taxonomy places the organism in Eukaryota, Metazoa, Chordata, Actinopteri, Siluriformes, Ariidae. Gene Ontology annotation, biological process: T cell costimulation; cellular response to lipopolysaccharide; negative regulation of T cell proliferation.